This is a messenger RNA of Pseudocercospora fijiensis CIRAD86, 720 nucleotides long. RefSeq lists its product as uncharacterized. Gene Ontology annotation, biological process: ribosomal large subunit assembly; rRNA processing; ribosomal large subunit biogenesis. NCBI's taxonomy places the organism in Eukaryota, Fungi, Ascomycota, Dothideomycetes, Mycosphaerellales, Mycosphaerellaceae. Gene Ontology annotation, cellular component: nucleolus; preribosome, large subunit precursor. Gene Ontology annotation, molecular function: RNA binding. The transcript has a single exon. The coding region runs from base 1 to 720 and encodes 239 amino acids. The record is from RefSeq and is a predicted model, not a curated record.
AUGCCAAAGUCCAAACGCGCCAAAAUCAUCCACACCUCCAACGUCCAAAAGAAGCCCUCAAAAGAAGUCCGCGAAGCACUCUACACCGCCGUACAAUCUGCCUGCGACACAUACGCCCACAUCUUUGUCUUCGACGUCUCCAACAUGCGAAACACAUACAUAAAGAACGUACGCCAAGAGUUCUCGUCCGACGGCAGAAUCUUCUACGGGAAAACAAAAGUCAUGGCAAAAGCUCUCGGUUCGGGUCCUGAAGAUGAAUGUGCGCCUGGUCUUGCCAAAUUGGCGAAAUAUUUGCAGGGAAAUGUUGGGCUGCUAUGCACGAAUAGAGCACCGAGCGAGGUAUUGGAGUAUCUUGAGAAUUAUGUGGAGGUGGAUUUUGCUAGGGCUGGGGUUGUUGCGAACCGAGGGUUUGUGGUGCCGAAAGGUGUGGUGUAUUCGAGGGGUGGAGAGGUUGCGGAAGAAGAUGAUGUGGCGCUGCCGCAUAGUUUGGAGGUUAUGGUGAGGAAAUGGGGAAUGCCGACGAGACUUGAGAAGGGGAAGGUUGUACUGGAUCAGGAAUUUGUGGUUUGUGAGGAGGGACAGGAGUUGAAUUCGCAUCAGACUGCAUUACUGAAGCUUUUCGGUGUUGCGAUUGCGGAAUUCAAGGUUCAUGUUAAGGCAUACUGGAGUGCGGCGACGCAGGAUGUUACGGCGGUGGAGAAGAAUGAGAUGGAGGAGUGA